Linum tenue is the source of this 1975-nucleotide messenger RNA. Lineage: Eukaryota; Viridiplantae; Streptophyta; Magnoliopsida; Malpighiales; Linaceae. The record is from the annotation of a GenBank genome assembly.
CAAUUACAAUGACCAUUUGAAAGACCUUUCCUUGUUUUUCUUUUUCAUUCUCUUUACACACAUCAUUUUCUUUUUAAUAUUCAAUCAAUCCAAUAGAUUAAUUUUUCAAAAUUUGACUAUCAAAACCUUAAUCCCAAAUCACCAAGAUCAAGAAUCCAAUCCCUUCCCCCUUUCUUCCCCCAUCAAAUUUCUUAUUUGGUGUGUGGAAGAGAGAGAGAAAGAUUGAUCAACAACAAAAAGCUCCUGACGACGGUUAUUAGCUAGCCACUGUGAAAAGAAAGAGAAUCAACAUGUCUUGCACAUCGUCUUCCGCAUCUGAUGAGGACGAGGAGGGAAUCGAUUCAUAUAGGAAAGGUGGUUAUCACGCUGUCCGAAUUGGUGAUCCCUUCAAUGCCGGUCGUUACAUCGCCCAACGAAAGCUCGGAUGGGGCCAAUUUUCCACCGUCUGGCUUGCUUACGACACUCAAUCUUCCAACUAUGUUGCUCUAAAGAUCCAAAAAAGUGCUACACAAUUUUCACAAGCGGCCCUACACGAGAUUGAAGUUCUUUCAGCUAUAGCCGACGGUGAUCCCUCCAAUACAAAGUGUGUUGUUAGGUUGAUUGAUCACUUCAAGCAUUUAGGGCCAAAUGGGCAACAUCAGUGCAUGGUUCUUGAGUUUCUUGGUGAUAGCUUACUCAGGCUGAUCAGACAUAACCAUUACAAAGGUCUUCACUUGAAUAAAGUUAGAGAAAUUUGCAAAUGUAUUCUAAUAGGUUUGGAUUACUUGCAUAGAGAACUUGGAUUACUCCACACAGACCUUAAACCUGAAAAUAUUCUCCUUUUCUCCACCAUUGAUCCGGCUAAAGAUCCAGUUAACUCAGGGGCCUCCCCAAUUCUUAGCAGACCUGAGAGUAACCUUAAUGGUGGAUCUACGAUGAAUAUAAUUGAGAAAAAGUUGAAAAGAAGGGCCAAAAAGGCAGUUGCCAAGAUAUCAGGGAGAAGAACUACAAUGGGAGGUACCACAGAAAAGCCAGAGAGAAACUUGGAUGGGGUUAAUGUGAGGUGCAAGGUUGUAGAUUUUGGAAAUGCAUGUUGGGCUGCCAAGCCAUUUGCAGAAGAAAUCCAAACACGACAGUAUAGAGCUCCUGAAGUCAUUCUACGAUCUGGCUAUUCGUUCUCUGUUGAUAUGUGGUCAUUUGCUUGCACUGCUUUUGAGCUUGCUACUGGUGACAUGCUAUUUGCUCCAAAGGGCAGUCAGACAUUUUGUGAGGAUGAGGAUCACCUUGCUCUGAUGAUGGAACUUCUUGGAAAGAUGCCUCGAAAGAUCGCAACAGGAGGUGCAAGAUCUAAGGAUCUAUUUGACAGGCAUGGUGACCUAAAGAGGAUCAGGAGGCUGAAGUACUGGCCCAUGAAUCGAUUAUUGGUUGAUAGGUAUAAAUUCUCUGAGGAUGAUGCUCGGGAAUUUUCAGAUUUUUUGUGUCCUCUUUUUGAUUUUGCACCAGAAAAGCGGCCAACCGCUCAACAAUGCCUCCAACAUCCAUGGAUCAACUGCACAGUCUCUAUCAAUGUCGACAUGAAAAAUCAAGGUGUUGCUACUGUGGAGAAGUUGGAAGUGGGGGUGAACAACCUCCAUCUAAAGGCGAAGAAGUAGAGAAGGGCCGAUGGAAAAGAUGCUUGGUUGCAUGCAUCAUUUUCAGGCACCUCCCUCCAUAUAUAUGAAUAUUGAUUUCUUUCCUUUUUGAAUUUUUUUUAUAUUGGCUUACCGUAACCAUUGUUUUCUUAUUUAAAGUUUUUUUUUGUAUUUGUUAAUGAAUGACGAACUAAAAUGUGGAGUGGUGAAGGGUACUAUUGCGAAAAGAUAUUACUUGAAGCUAGAGGAGGGUGGCUAUUGUACUAACUAGAGAAUAGACUACAUAUUAUUGUGUUGAUUACAUGCUAAUGACAUUUUUCCAUUGAGAAAAUAUAAUCACUUGUUUCUAUAAUGGAGCCAGGUGU